Geodia barretti is the source of this 711-nucleotide messenger RNA. Lineage: Eukaryota; Metazoa; Porifera; Demospongiae; Tetractinellida; Geodiidae. The record is from the annotation of a GenBank genome assembly.
GGCUUGAGGGAUGCAUUCUUUGAGACCACGUUCCAGCAGAUGUUUGUGGAGGGCCGCAGGUCUGGUAGAGAUGACCUACUCUUCUACGUCAAGUAUGACGUCAAUGAAGACAAGGACACAGUCGACGUGUUGAGGAGUGACUCUAGGACACUGCCUACCUGCUGUCACACAGAGAUUGUGGAGAAACUGAUAUCAGCUGGAGCUGUCAUCAACUACCAUGACAAGGAUGGAGCAACUCCACUCUUGAUAGCCAGUCAAGAUGGACACCUGGAGGUAGUUAGACUUCUGCUGAUGUCUGGAGCUAAAGAUCUACCUUAUAAGGAUGGACGUACAGCCAUGAGUGUCGCAAGAGCCAACGGUCAUCAGCAAAUAGUCAAACUUAUACAGCAGUACAAAGUUUAAACUACUCUACAUCUCUCGACUUCUAACACUGUAGCCUAGUUCUAUACUCUCUACACCAAAGGUCUUUUACAGGAGUACAAAAUUUACAGGAAAGAACACUCUACUUAACACUGUAGCUUAUCUCUUUACUAUACUACAUACCAGACUUACUGAAUUGUCUAUUUCCUCCUUUUCAAUUACAUACUGUGUUGUUGCUGAUUUUUGUAUGUCAGCGUAGUUAGUAUACAAACUGUACUCUAUGGUUUCGUUUAACAUUAUAUUUUGGUACACCAUGAUGUCAGAGAUUUGCAUGCUAGAUGCACUUGCCAC